This is a messenger RNA of Prosopis cineraria, 2902 nucleotides long. RefSeq names its product protein IMPAIRED IN BABA-INDUCED STERILITY 1-like. Gene Ontology annotation, biological process: protein phosphorylation; positive regulation of transcription elongation by RNA polymerase II. Bases 321 to 2363 code for a protein of 680 amino acids. NCBI's taxonomy places the organism in Eukaryota, Viridiplantae, Streptophyta, Magnoliopsida, Fabales, Fabaceae. Gene Ontology annotation, cellular component: cyclin-dependent protein kinase holoenzyme complex; nucleus. The transcript is spliced from 9 exons. The record is from RefSeq and is a predicted model, not a curated record. Gene Ontology annotation, molecular function: cyclin-dependent protein serine/threonine kinase activity; ATP binding; RNA polymerase II CTD heptapeptide repeat kinase activity.
UGCCAUGCAGUUUCCCUCCUUAACACAUAGCAAUGGCGUGACAUGCAUUUUACAAAGUAAAGGCAGGGAGAUUAAAGUUCGCGAGCCAAAAUCUCGUUAUUAUCUUUCCGUUGAUUUCGCUGUUCUGUUCUUGCGAGACUCAUUAAUAUCCCGCACCAGCAGUCUCCCGCGAUUGCCGCAUUGGGUGAAGGGAAAGUUGAGAAAGCGAGAGAAAGAAACAAAGAAAGAAAGCAAUGAUGGUUUUAUUAUACAAAAUCCCAUUUCCUCGCUGUCUCUUUUUCUUGCCCUGCGAUCUCCAAAUGACCCCUUGAAGUAUCUGGAUGGGUUGUGUCAAUUCGAGGCAGACGGUGUCGGUGACGCCGGCGGUCGAUCACUCCGAUCUGUUUCCGGGCAAUGCGAGCUUGGGACAUUCGGAAAGGAGCUUGGGGGACUUGGAUGGUAAGAAGAAGAAGAAGAAGAAGAAGAAGAGUGAGUCAGUGGGCGAGUCUGACAGAGAGAGUUCAAAAUGGGUAUGUGAUGAGUCUUUGAGUUUCAGAUUGGGGAAUCUGCAAAAGUAUGUGGAGGGAGAGCAAGUCGCAGCCGGUUGGCCUGCGUGGCUUACUGCCGUCGCCAGCGAAGCCAUUCACGGUUGGGUCCCCCUCCGAGCUGAUGCGUUUGAGAAGCUCGAGAAGAUUGGGCAGGGUACAUACAGCAGUGUGUUCCGAGCGAAGGAACUUGAGACAGGGAAGAUAGUAGCACUGAAGAAGGUGCGGUUUGACAUUUUUGAACCGGAAAGUGUGAGGUUUAUGGCACGAGAAAUAAUGAUUCUGAGAAGGCUUGAUCAUCCAAACAUCAUAAAAUUGGAGGGUUUGAUUACUUCCAAAUUGUCAUCUAGCAUAUACCUUGUAUUCGAGUACAUGGAACAUGAUAUCACAGGGCUCCUGUCCAGUCCUGAUAUCAAAUUUAGUGAAUCACAGAUUAAGUGCUACAUGAAACAGCUGUUGUCUGGACUUGAUCAUUGUCAUUCACGUGGUGUAAUGCAUCGAGAUAUCAAAGGAUCAAAUCUUCUGGUGAACAAUGAAGGGAUACUAAAGGUUGCUGAUUUUGGAUUGGCAAAAUUCUCUGUUUCUGGGAACAAGCAGCCCCUCACCAGUCGUGUUGUCACUUUGUGGUACCGUCCUCCUGAACUUUUGCUGGGCUCAACAGAUUAUGGUCCUUCUGUAGAUCUAUGGAGCAUUGGCUGUGUAUUUGCAGAACUUCUAGUUAGAAAACCAAUUCUUCAGGGGAGAACAGAGGUGGAGCAAUUGCACAAAAUUUUCAAACUUUGUGGCUCCCCACCUGAUGAAUACUGGAAAAAGACCAAGCUUCCUCAUGCAACUUUGUUCAGGCCGCAGCAGACAUACAAUAGUUGCCUCCAAGAGACCUUUAAAGAUUUUCCUGUGACCACUGUGAAUCUUCUGCAAACCCUUCUUUCCAUAGAAUCAUACAAGCGUGGCACUGCUUCAUGUGCUCUUUCAUCAGAGUAUUUCAAGACAAAGCCAUAUGCAUGUGAUCCAUCAAGCUUGCCUGUAUACUCGCCUAGCAAGGAGAUUGAUGCAAAACUCUGGGAGGAGUCAAGAAGAAAAAAGAUUGGUAGAAGAGCUCGUGGACCUGAAACAAGAAAACCAUCAAGAAAGCCACCAGGAUUCAGUAAAUUAGCCCCAGCGGAGAGUUUGGUUAAUCAAACUCGAAAUUCUCAAGCAGUCAAAUGUAGAACUUCCUGCAUCCUCAAAGAGAACACCAACACAGAUGAGGAGGCGCCAAAGCCAUCGACUGAUAAAGCAGAAGAUGCUUCCCAUAUUAAAAAUGCAUCUCACGGAGAUAUUCCCAUGUUACAAGUUUCAACAUCAAGUGGCUUUGCAUGGGCAAAAAGACGAAAAGACGAUGCUUCAAGACGAUCUCAUUGUCGAUCUAUUUCACGGGGGCAUAUUUUGAAUUCCUCAGAACAUUCUUCACUACAUUCAAGAAACAACUUUGACUCCAGAAACCAGGAAAACAAGGAAUUUUGUGGCGGACGCUCCAACUCAAAGGGCCAUGACAUGCGUGAAAUCUCUAAGCUUGCAAUGUUGAACCAGUGGAGCAAGUUUGAUCGCCCAGACUCAUUUGAUGCUUCUGAUGAAUACCACUCACAAGAGCUAUCUGUCGCCCUUUAUCAUAGAGAAUAUUCAGCAUCCAGGAGAAGUAAAAUGGAUUCUGGAGAGAAGGUGGAAUUUUCAGGACCCCUGCUAUCUCAAAUGCAUGCGGUUGACGAGCUCUUAGAAAGACAUGAGCGUCAAAUUCGCCGUACGGUGCGAAGAUCUUGGUUUCAGAAAGGUAAGAAGCAUGAGAAGAAAUUGGAAGACUAAUUACUUCAAGUUAUUGAUCAGGAAGGUAGUUGAAGUUGAACUCGAGCAUCAGAUCAAGAUCAUAAAACAAGAAGACUUCCCCAAGCAUGCUGCUUCUAGCAACAAAAAUAACUAAGAAGGAAGAAUCAUAUUGACAGUAUCCAGCAGAAUAUUUGUUAUCUGGGAGCUGGGAAACUGAAAUCUUUUAGGGACAUAACUCAUUCAGACUUCAGUUUAUAGAGGUCUGAUGUAGGCCAGGCAAACGAAGAAAUGAUAGAUUUUUUUUUUUUAACCACAGGUUCCUAUUUUUGAUCGAUUAUAGACAAAUUCGUUUCUGUAUGAUCUGAAGUCCACCUCUUUGCCUUUACCAUCUUCUUCAGGUCUUAUCAGGUGAUGUAUAUAUUAAUAUGUGGUAAUUGGCUUGAGGAUAGUCAAAGCCCUCUUUAGUUUCCCUCUGUUUUUGCCUUUUGGGCUUCAGAGGAGUCUGAUACGGACCUGGGAAAAUUAUAUUCAAGGGCCAUUGUUUGCAAAAUUUAUAGAUCUACAAAAUUUAAUUUCAA